Messenger RNA from Racocetra persica, 171 nucleotides. NCBI's taxonomy places the organism in Eukaryota, Fungi, Glomeromycota, Glomeromycetes, Diversisporales, Gigasporaceae. The record is from the annotation of a GenBank genome assembly.
ACCUAAAGACUUUAACAUCGGCAAACCUAAAGAUCACCCGUGCCUCAAUGGGACCAGCAUUGGGUCGACCUAAAGACUUGAACACAGGCAAACCUAAAGAUUACCUGUGCCCCAACGCUGGUUUUAUGGCUCAACCUAAAGACUUGAAUAACAAGAAUCUUAAAGAUUCCU